Messenger RNA from Pelobates cultripes (western spadefoot toad), 158 nucleotides. NCBI's taxonomy places the organism in Eukaryota, Metazoa, Chordata, Amphibia, Anura, Pelobatidae. The record is from the annotation of a GenBank genome assembly.
AUAGAUAAAACAGAAGAUAAAUCUUUGGAAGAACGUGGGCGAAUUCUUAUAUCCUUAAAGUACAGCUCACAAAAGUCAGGACUCCUGGUAGGAAUCAUUAGAUGCGCUCAUCUGGCAGCAAUGGAUGCAAAUGGGUACUCUGAUCCUUAUGUAAAAAC